AUGGGGCGAAUUUGCCUCAUUUUCGUCGCGGCGUUGAUUGCCGGAAUUCUGGAAGCGUGCCAACACGGCUGCGAAUGCCCGCAGAGGACCAUCGCGAUUUGUCGAGGAAAUCAUAAUUUGCGUUCGGUUCCGAUUCUUCUCGAUCCACGGACCACCGUUCUUGACCUGUCGCAUAAUCGCAUUUCUCGACUAUCCGCCGAUGAGCUCAGUUUAUAUCCAAACCUCGAAAAACUUGUACUCCGCAACAAUUCGAUCACCCAUUUGUCAUCGGACGUGUUCGCGACACUUUCGAAAUUGGAAUACUUGGAUUUGUCAUCCAACAGUCUACUAUCAUUGCCAAACAACGCGUUCGCCAAAUUGAAAAAUCUCAAGACAUUAAUCGUUUCGUCGAACGAUGUUCAAUUUGGACCCGAAUGUUUCGCGGGACUCAGCUCAUUGGAGACCCUUGAACUCGCCGACAAUCGCCUUUCAUUCCUUCCGCCGUCGGUUUUAAAGCCGCUUACGUCCUUGAGAAAGCUUGAUUUAUCGUCGAAUAAACUGCUUUCGAUGCCGGCCUCGCUGCUAUCAAGCGUCCCAUCACUCCAUUCAUUGGUUUUGAAGCAGAAUUUGUUGUCGAAUUUGGAAACGGGCAUGUUUCGCACGCAAAAAUCGCUUCGCCGUCUCGAUUUGGCCGAGAACCUCAUCGGCGACAUUGAAGAGGACGCGCUUUAUGGUCUCGAACAGCUGCAAGUGCUCAAUCUCACCGCGAAUCAGCUUAUUCGUCUGCCGGGCAACACUUGGUCGCUUCCCAGCCUCAAAGUGCUCGACAUUUCGGCGAAUCUGUUCGUCGCGCUCGAGACGGCCUCGUUCGACGGGCUGCCGAAUCUCGAGUAUCUCAACAUUUCAAUGUCGAGGAAUUUGAAGACGAUUCAGAUGUCAUCGUUUGUGCAACUCGACGCGCUUCAUUGGCUCUCGUUGGCCAACUCGACGCUCAGCCACAUUCAUCCGCAGGCGUUUGAUGUGGUGCCACCAUUGCGCCAUCUCGAUUUGUCCGCCAACGAGCUCCGAGGAUUGCCGUCGGGUCUGCUCGCGUGGCACAACAUCAAGACGAUGAAGUUGAGAAAUAAUCAAUGGGUGUGCUCGUGCGAUUUGAGGGCGUUGCAAUUGCGCGCGAUCGAUGAGCCGCAAUGCGUCGGACCUGAAAAUCUAAAAGGCGCCGUUCUUUCGGAAUUGUCGUCGUGCACACUUCUCGGCGGCCUUCUGAUACCGAUCCUCCUCGCCGUCUUCAUCCUUCUGCUCGCCUUGAUCAUUCUCGCGCUCGCUUGCAAGCGGCCGACAAAAUCGAAAUCGCGCGCGUUCUACAACGAUCAACUGAUCGCGGCGUUGGCGAGCCACAAAGAAUACUCAUACGAUUGCCAUUCGCCGUACACGAUGUCGUCGGAGGACUCGCGCGAUUCGGCGUAUGAGUCGCCGACGUCGGCGCUGAUGCCGCGAGCGCCUCCGCCGUCGGCGCCGCCGCCGCGACUCGUCAUCGCGACGAUGCCGAGGGCCGUGCCGCCGCCUCAAGUGCCGUCAACUAGUAGCAAUGACCCAUAUUUGGUGCCAAUGACCAGGCUUUAA
This is a messenger RNA of Caenorhabditis bovis, 1599 nucleotides long. The record is from the annotation of a GenBank genome assembly. NCBI's taxonomy places the organism in Eukaryota, Metazoa, Nematoda, Chromadorea, Rhabditida, Rhabditidae.